Molecule: messenger RNA, 896 nt
Organism: Cuscuta europaea
Lineage: Eukaryota; Viridiplantae; Streptophyta; Magnoliopsida; Solanales; Convolvulaceae
Source: the annotation of a GenBank genome assembly
GUAUUACAAUUCUAACAUGAUCGAUCUUUUCAUAAGUGAGUGAAUUUAAUUAUUACACCAUAAUUGUAACACCUUUUUUAAGGCAUUCUGAUUCUUGUAAUAAUAUAAGUAUCUUUCCAUGAUCGGAAAUGCAUCAUCAUCUCCCUAUAUAAAGACAUCCAAGGAUCAUUAUCAUGUCCAUAGUUCAAAAAAUCAUGACAAGUUCAUCUCCACCAAGCAAAUCAUCAAAUGAUGGAGAGACUAGCGAGCGAAGAGGUUCAGACGCAACGACGUCUAGGGUUUUUUCUUGUAAUUUUUGCAAACGAGAGUUCUCGACUUCACAAGCCCUCGGUGGCCACCAAAAUGCGCAUAAACAAGAGCGCGCCUUGGCCAAAAGGCGACACGGCUUAGCAGACAAUAAUGUGCCUCCUUAUGUUCAUCACCCACAUUAUUAUCAUCCCUACUCAACUGCCUUUUCCUCACAAAUGAUCCCAUUCUAUACUACUGGUACCUCUCUGAUGAGCAACAGAUCCAUCGGCGUCACGCCCGAUUACUCGUCGUCCUCCAUUCAUAGGCUGCCUUCCUCCUAUCAUCCACCACCGCCAUUUUUGGGUUCUCGAUACGAUAGGGAGAAAUGGAUACCGAGAUCGCCGUCGCCGUUGAUAUUACGGCCCGAAAGUCUCCAAGCAAGCAAUGGCGAUGCUUUCGGGAUGGGUAUGGCCGAGACAAAAAAGGGUCGUCUGCUGGCUUCAAUUAAUAUUGACGAUCGAAAUAAUCGGAUGCUAGCAAAUAGUAGCUUAUCAAGAAAUAAUGAAGGUAAAAGUAGUUGUCCGUUUUUGGGCGAUAAUGAAGACAAGGGAACAGAUGAAGAAGGUGAUGAUUCCGGGAUCGAUUUGAAUCUAAGGCUUUGAUUUUAA